AUGACGGGACUCUUCACGUAUCGAAACUUUGACUUGCGGGAUACUCCAGCGUUGGAUGGACGAGUGGCGGUGGUGACAGUAUGUGUGUUCGUCGUGUCGUGCCAGAUCACGGCGCAACUCCUGCUCCAUGGUAUAGCAAAAAUCUUCAUUGUCGCCCGCAGCGCAGACAAAUUCCAGAUUGCCCGAGAAGAAUGGAGGCAGCGUGAAGGCAUUUCACUCGGCGAAAACGAUGCCCGAGUCGAGUUUGUCAAGUGUGAUCUGGGAAAUAUCAGCGACGUGAAGGCUGCAGCCGAGAAGAUCAAGCACAAGACGGAUCAAGUUCACAUCCUGAUCUGUAACGCCGAUGCAGGACUCGGGGUUCCGAAAGAAUACAAGCGCUCGCCGCAGAACAUCGAAUGGGUCUUUGCGACCAACUGUGUGGGACACCAAGUGCUUGUCACACUUCUGUUGCCUCUUCUGAAAAAGGCACUGCUGACGAGCAGCAAUGGCGAUGUCCGCGUCGUCGUAACCAGCUCGUCGUUGCAUCUCGUAUGUCGACGACUGGACCUGGACCAACUGAUAUCGCCAUCUCGCAUCAAGUGGCCCGCCCUGUAUGAUGGCGUCUGGCGGUACGGUCGAUCGAAAUUGGGCAAUAUCCUGUUUGUGAAGGAGCUGAGCCGUCGGCUCCUGCAAGAUCGGGAUCCGGCCACCAAGCAUAUCUAUGUCAAUGCUUUCUUCCCAGGGAAUGUGGUCACCGACCAGUGGCUGGGCUGGAGUGCCUAUGUUGGCCGAUUAGUUGGCUCGCUCGUCAGGCUGGCUGGCACUUAUUGGGGUCAGAGCCUAGAGGAUGGUGCUGCGACGGCUUUGUUUCUCGCUACAAGUGACGAGGUGCGCGACAAGAACCACCGAGGCCAGUAUUUUGUUCCCAUUGCAACGGCGUGCGAACCGAGUGCGAUGGGCCAGGAUCUGAAGCUGGCCCGGGACUUAUGGGUAAAUACACAUUCGAAUCAUGCUAGAUGGUUGGCUGAUCUGAGGUUGCAGGACUGGAUUGAUGCCCAGGCGACUGAGACUUUGGGGGUGGGUUGGCAGUAG
Molecule: messenger RNA, 1071 nt
Organism: Penicillium alfredii
Lineage: Eukaryota; Fungi; Ascomycota; Eurotiomycetes; Eurotiales; Aspergillaceae
Product: putative short chain dehydrogenase/reductase
Exons: 3
Coding region: 1-1071 (356 amino acids)
Source: RefSeq, a predicted model, not a curated record